AUGGCUAUCAGAAUUGGGUACUUCUAUACGCUACAAUCGCACAUUACUGAUGCUAGAUAUAUCCCUGAGCACUUUUUGACUCCGCUGCUACUAGCUCAGAAACAUAAUCUCUUUACAAAGCGCGGACUUAAUGUGCAGCUCGUGCCACAGCCUUCUGGCACUGGACAGCUCAUUUCAUCGUACAAAGAAGGCAAGAUCGAUGCUGCUAUCGGUCUGACAGAAGGAUUUGUCAAUGGCCUCGCAAGCAAUCCCAACUUGUACUCUCUCAUCGGCACUUAUGUCUCAUCGCCUCUAUGCUGGGCCAUUUCUGCCGGUGCCAAGAAUGAUGCUCUCACCAAAGCUACACAGCUCAAGGAUCGAAAGAUUGGCGUUUCACGCAUCGGCUCUGGCAGCUAUGUCAUGAGCUACGUCUUUGCAGACCAGCAAGGCUGGCUGAAGCCUACGGCAGCACCAUUUGACUUCAUCAAGCUCGACACAUUCAAGGGUUUGAGGGAUGGCGUCAAUGGCGGUACUGCAGAUGCAUUCAUGUGGGAACGCUUUACGACUAAAAAGUACUAUGAUUCAGGCGAGAUCAAGGAGAUUGGGGAGAUUUACACACCGUGGCCAUCCUGGGUCAUCACUGCAUCGAGCACAUUACUUGAGAGGAAGGCAGAAGUGACUUCCCUGCUCGAAGCCAUCAACGAAGGCAUUGUUUACUUUCUUGAGCAUUACGAUGAAGGCAUCGAGCACAUCCACACCAAUCUAGACUACAGUAAAGAAGAUGCCGAGGCAUGGUUCAAGACUGUAAAGUACCCGAGUGAUGUCAAGCUAUUGGAUGAGGCCAUGAUCGACGAUACCAUCAAGACCCUUCGUAAAGCAGGGUUGAUGACGGACGAUGCGACCAUUACAGCUUCAGACAUGAUCGUAGCUUGCUAGUAUGAUGGUAGCUAUUCUUGUAGGGUUAGUCAGGUGAUCUUGUCGUCUGUGAAAAUCCUCUCGCUCGAACAAGUUGCACAUUGACACAAGAUACAGCAGCUCGUCGGGUGCAGAGAGGUCUCAGUCACAGUCAUGUUGCUGGCAGCUCUCUUCCUCUGACAGGUGCGUGUUCGGCUCGUUAUUACCAAAGUGCCCGGCCACUUCAUAUGGCCGAGGCAUCAUGAAAACGUCAUAGCCAAGACAAACGGCGUUACCAAGCGAG
Protomyces lactucae-debilis is the source of this 1177-nucleotide messenger RNA. RefSeq lists its product as uncharacterized. Bases 1 to 915 code for a protein of 304 amino acids. Lineage: Eukaryota; Fungi; Ascomycota; Taphrinomycetes; Taphrinales; Protomycetaceae. The record is from RefSeq and is a predicted model, not a curated record. The transcript has a single exon.